Messenger RNA from Camelus dromedarius (Arabian camel), 6246 nucleotides. It is a transcript of the gene NUCKS1, whose product is annotated as nuclear casein kinase and cyclin dependent kinase substrate 1. Gene Ontology annotation, biological process: interstrand cross-link repair; double-strand break repair via homologous recombination. NCBI's taxonomy places the organism in Eukaryota, Metazoa, Chordata, Mammalia, Artiodactyla, Camelidae. The record is from RefSeq and is a predicted model, not a curated record. The transcript has 7 exons. The coding region runs from base 237 to 965 and encodes 242 amino acids. Gene Ontology annotation, molecular function: double-stranded DNA binding; single-stranded DNA binding. Gene Ontology annotation, cellular component: cytoplasm.
UUUGGCGCAUUUUCGGCUGGUUUGAUUCAUCCAUUUUGAAGAGACGGGGGAGCGGGGGGCUCGUCUGAUUAAGGGGCCCUGAACCAAGGAGCGGCGGAGUUUGAGAAGCCAGCAGCUCGGGGUUCGGCGGCAGCAGCCCCAUCGGCCGAAGUUGGGGGGGGUGGGGCGCCGAGCGCGCGGGGUGGGGGGGGUCCUGGUCUUUGGCUUCUCGACUCGGUCCUGUUUCGACAGCGAACAUGUCUCGGCCUGUCAGAAAUAGGAAGGUCGUUGAUUAUUCACAGUUUCAGGAAUCUGAUGAUGCUGACGAAGAUUAUGGAAGAGAUUCAGGCCCUCCAACUAAGAAAAUUCGAUCUUCUCCCCGAGAAGCUAAAAAUAAGAGGCGAUCUGGAAAGAAUUCACAGGAAGAUAGUGAGGACUCAGAAGAAAAAGAUGUGAAGACCAAGAAGGAUGAUUCUCACUCAGCAGAGGACAGUGAAGAUGAAAAAGAAGAUCAUAAAAAUGUGCGCCAGCAACGGCAGGCAGCCUCUAAAGCAGCCUCUAAACAGAGGGAGAUGCUCAUGGAAGAUGUGGGCAGUGAAGAAGAACAAGAAGACGAGGAUGAGGCACCAUUCCAGGAGAAUUCCGGCAGUGAUGAGGAUUUCCUAAUGGAAGAUGAUGAUGAUAGUGACUAUGGCAGUUCAAAAAAGAAAAACAAAAAGAUGGUUAAGAAGUCCAAACCUGAGAGAAAAGAAAAGAAAAUGCCCAAACCCAGGCUAAAGGCCACAGUGACGCCAAGUCCUGUGAAAGGCAAAGGGAAAGUGGGUCGCCCCACCGCUUCAAAGGCAUCAAAAGAAAAGACUCCUUCUCCCAAAGAAGAAGAUGAGGAACCAGAAAGCCCUCCAGAAAAGAAAGCUUCUGCAAGCCCUCCGCCCGAGAAGUCUGGGGAUGAAGGGUCUGAAGAUGAAGCCCAGUCUGGGGAGGAUUAAAAGUGAUAAUGGUUUGGGGAGAGAUUUUAUUUAAAAAAAGAGAAAAAAAAAAGAAAAAAGAAAAAAAGAGGGAAAAAAAAGAAAACCUACUUAAGAUAGAAUAUGGUUUUGGCUAUGGCUUGACUCAUGGGCUUUCAAUGCUUUUUUCCUUUUGUUGAAAAUAACAUAUUCUCUCUCUCUCUUUUUUUUUUUUUUUUUUGUAAAGAAAACCAUUGUAUGUUUAAUUUACCCUUUUUGUCUAUUGGUCUUCUCUUUGUCACCGCCCCCACCAACCCACCCGCUUUCCCAAUGAAAGCCAUGUCAGAUGAAUCACUGGAUUGACUGCUUCAUCUUUUUAAUUUUGAUGGAAGGUAUACCACAGUUGUAAAGCAAUAAGAUUUGAGGUGAACACUAUGGAAAUUUUGCUUUUUUGCUAAAUGGUAGCAAGUUGAACAGUAAUCAAAAAACGUAGAGGGCUUUAGUUAAAAAUGAUUGCUUCUUUCUCUACCUGGACUUUUUAAAAAAAUUAAUUGUCCUCUAAUACAAGUUUAUAUAUCUAUAUACAAAAAUAUGGAUGUCUAAAAAAUCAUGACUAAGCUUCCACUGAUGGGGCAAGUAGGAGAUAAAGGUGAAUUCUGAAUUGUUACUAAAAGUAUUCAUAUUUUUUACCUUGGGGCAGGGUAGGGAAUUGGGUUACCUGACCUUGUUUGAGGGUGUGGGUUUUUUUUAAUUUCAUCAUUUGUUAUCUCUAAGAGACUCGGAGCCAGUGAUCCUUCUAUCCUGCUACAGUCUAAGGAACUUAAAAUGCAAGGGCCGCCAAAACUUAAAUCAUUUUUUAUUUCCUAUUUCAUUCUCUAAUGGUUCAUGUUUUAAAGUAUAUAUGUAUCUAUUCUGUUUCUUGGAUACAAUUUUACCAAGGAUCAAAAAAAAAAAAAACAAAAAAACCCUAGAACUUAAAUGGCGAGAUCUAUAUAUCACAGUGGAUUUCUUCUCAAACUGACAAUGUUUAGGUUUUAAGUAAAUAAAGUACCAGUUAAUGUGAAACUCAAUCACAAAGACUUGAGAUUUUUCCUUCAUGAAAACAGAAUUGAAAUUCUUCUGUGCCAUAAAUGUGCAUUUAGGUCCCGUGAGCCAUGCUGUUUUUAUUCGGGGGUAGAACGUUUUCUUUUCCAUACACCUGUCUCCCCAUAUCUUCAUGGAAAUACGGCAUGAAGUGCAUCUCUCGGCUUCCUGCUACUGGAAGGAUACGACUGCACGCCCCGCCCCCAGUGCCUGCCAGCUCUGCUCGAGGACGUGAGCUGUCCCGGCUCUACUCUCACUCCACAUCCUGUGCUCCAUGGGAGUGUGUUCAGUGCUGCUCUGACUCUAUUCAGUUAGCUUUUGUCUUUUUACUAGGGCCCCUGCUUACUGCUCCUGUUGCUUAAAACAAAAGUUUAAGGGGCUCUGUGGGGCUGGAGAAACCAUGCAUUCAGGAGGCCUGUGUGCAGUUGGUAACAGACUUUUACAUGCAUUAUGGAGGCAGGAGACAGAUCUGUAGUUUUGAUCCUCCACAUUCUGAUAACCAUGAGCUCAUGGGAGCAAGGUUUCGGGGUCUUAGUGCACUAAUAAGUUGAAAAAUUAGUGAAAUUUAACCUCUGCCUUUUUCUCUAGAUUUGCUUCUUCAAUGUUUACUUACGUGGUUUUCCUUCUAUCUUUUAAGUCACAACGUAUUUUUCUCUCAAACAACCUGGCUUUCUUGCAGAUAGUCAUAGAACAAAGGUUAUUUAAGGAAUAUUUUUACUCUGAUUUUUAAGACAUUGCAAGGAGUAUCCUUACUCUGUGAUUCCUUUUUUUUAAGAAAGCACCAGUGACAGAGAGUUGUUUCACUGUUACACUGUGUGUGUUAAAGAAUGAAUUUGGAGAUUUUAGUGCUUGGCCGAAAUGCAAAACUUAAACAUAGGUAGCAAUUGGAUUAUUAUCUUUCAUGAUGGUUAACUUUACAGUUGUGAACUUUGCAAUGGGAGUGUUAAAGAUGAUUCUACUUGCUUUCUGGGUUUGUUCAGGUAUUUUAACAAGGUUUGUGUUCACAUGUUAAAAAGCCUCUCAGUGUUUCCACCAUGCACUUCUCUUUUUAGGGGUUUAUAAAUUUAAGUCUUACAUUCCUAGUAACAUUUGCGCUUUCCUUAGAUUAUGUUUCGUGAAGACUGGGGGGAAGGGUCUUUUAAAACUAGCCGUGGUAUUUUAUGUAACACAAUCUCUAUAAUAUAUUAAUCUGCACUAACAUCUCUGUCAUAUACGCACAUCCUUUAGAGGUAAUCACGUCUUCUAGGUUACUUGUGUGCAUUUGGUUGCGCUUUUUCUUUGGGGAUCCCUUUUUAAAAGAUUAACUCAUGAGACUGAAAAAUGUAUUAUAUAUAUUUCUAAUAGACUGGACAAAAGGAUCUGUGUCCCCAAGAGAGACAGGCUCUGAAUGAAAUGAAGUGUUUUCUCCACUUCUUACUGAUGAUCUCAAACACCCUGGCCUUCCCUUCAAAUCAUGCAUGCAAGUAGGACAGCUGUGGUGUCUCAACUGGAAACAGGUGCUCAACAGUCAGGCUUGGUCAUGGUACCAGGACAGGUUGCAAGGCAUAAGCUGAUGGGGACUGGCCGUUGGCAGCGCCCUUGACUAAACGCCCCCCUUUUCUCUAGUGUGCCUGUGGUGAAAUGGCGAUAGCGUUCACUGUCUUGUUUGCAGUGCUCAGGAAGGGGGCCGUUCACUCGGAAAGUGCUUGUUUGUGUUAUCUCAGUUCUCCAAUGUUGGCCUCGUUAGGUUUACCUCUGGGAUGUGGAUUUCGGCAGCUUUGCUGACUGACACUACAUUCUGGUUCUUUCUUUCAGACUUCCCUCCCCAACACAUGCACGCAUGCACGCACGCACGCACACACGCAUAGCUGGAAAUGGGUAGCUUCCAUCUUAUGAAAUCUAUUUGUAGCUCGCUGCUUGCUGCUAGCCUUCCCCACCUCAGGUCGGAAUCAGUGGAGUGGGCCCAAAGGAGACAUGUUCCUUUCAGUAACGGUAGAUUUGUCCUGCUUUCUACAACAUCUCCCUUUCAUAUCUCCACUUCCUGUUGAGUCCAUGAAGGAAAAUUAAUGGGUGUGUCCUCGUUUAGGGAGGUCAUGAGUGGAAAUCUUUGAACCUGGAAGAACAGGAGUUGAUUUCCCUUGAUAGAUUUAAUACUUUUUUUUUUCUUUUCUCCACAAUACCUGGUUUGCUCCAGAUUCAACCCUCAGUUCAAUACUUAAUUUUGGUUCUGGUUCAAAUAGUAUUUUCUUAUAUGUAACUAAUCAAGGGUGGAAUUUGAGGUUACAAUCCAGUAAAAUUUUUGACAUUCUUAAGGAUAUGAUCAACUAAACUGAACUUGACACUGUUUUUUUUUACAUUAAUUUUGUUUUGUUUUUUAAUCCAUGAACAUUCAAGGAACAAAUGGAUUUUCGAGUACUGGUUGGGGAAAGAGCAGUGCUUUUCUUAAAAAAAAAAAAAAAAGUUAAGGGUGUUAGAAAGGCAGGAGCAGAAUUUAAUAGCAGGAGCAACAGGAAAGGCUUUAUAAAAGACCGUGUGGCCACUGUGGCUGUUCUACAGAAAGGAAGUUUUGAUCUGAACAGUCCUUUCUGUGCCUACAUCACCAGUAGCUGCACUGAGAAUAAACUAUCACCUUAGGAGUUUGGAAAGGAAGAAACCUGGCCUGUUCUUAAGGGCCUUCAGACAGAUACUUAAACAGAACGAGUAACAUACAUUCCUGUCAAGGAAUGAGGAAACUGGAACAAGCUGGCUGCUCUUCAGGUUAGAGAGCUGUCCUUUUCUCUGUACCCGGAGCUGAGUUUAUUUGAAAAGGGAGUUAGUUUCUUUGAAUAUUGGGACGUCAAGCUAGUUAUAGCCGAAUUUCAGUGUGCAACCCAUUUCCUCUUUUUCUUGAGAUAAGCUUGAUACAAAAAUCACUCUAAAUCCUAAAUCUCUAAAUUACACUUUUUUUCGAGCCUACUUCACAAAAUUCACAGUGGUGCUGACUGUGUAUUAACCACUAUUGGGAAAAGUCCUGUAAACCUGCCUGUUGCCAUGCCCAUGGAGCGGUGGAACUGGUGACAUCUGUUUGAGCAUGCUUUGUGUGGCUGGUGGAGUGCCGCCGUCGUGCAUACACUUUGUACAUCAGGGGUGAAGGGAGGGUUUUCUAGAUUAUGGGAGGGUGGGUAAAAUUGGGAUUUUUUUUUGUUGUUGUUCCUUUUUUGAUGGGGUGUAGGGGUGUAGUACUCAGCUUAUGCCCUAAAUAACUUGUAUAAAAACCCCUGAAGUAUUGUGUGGGUGUGUGUGUGAGUGUGUGUUUGUUAUAUGUCUGGCAAUUAAACCUUUGUCUUCUGGAAAUUAGUGAAUUCUUUUCUUUUUUUCCUCCAGAAGUAUUUGUUACAAGAUUUGUAAAUAAGAGCUCUACUUGGUUUGUUUACCAUGAACAUGUUGCAGCAAACCUUAGACAACUAAUUCCUGCAAGAUUGAAGGAAAGACUUUAAGAUUUGCCAGGUUAAGCAGCAGCCAAGUUCUCAGUAAUUGUUUGCCUUGAUUCAUCUUUCAGACUUCAUUUUGCCAGCUCUAAAAUUCCCCAUCUUCCUUAAUUUUAGUCCUUAAUCUUUUACGUUCUGAGCAGGAAAAGUAAAAGAGAAGAACCUGCUUAAAUAUAUUUAAUUGUCCAUGGACUGAAACCCGGGCAUCCCUUAAUACUACAAUGUUGCUAGAUAUACGUGAUCAGACACCAGAGGGUUGGGCAUUCUUGCAAUACCUUAACAGUGCUGAAAUCUGCAGCAUGGUACUAAGGAAGUUAAAGUUUGAAUGUAACCACUUUAUUUAAAAGUUUUUUUUUUAAUUUAAAUGAAAUGGGGUUGAAGUGAACAUGAUUUUGUUGACCAUGUUCGUGAAUUAUAGACUCAACAUGCAUUGGUAGACUUGUGUGAUGGUCUUUUGUGAUACUUAAUUUCUACAUAUCCCAGUCUCUGUAUGGAUCUGCAUAGACAAAGAAAAAACAAACUCCUGCUUUCUUUUAUUGAAGGGUUUCCAGGACUGCGUGUCUGUUCCUGAGCUCUGUUUUAAGUAUGUGUAUCCUUUGCUUGUAUUUUGUAUUAAAAAAUAAGAAAAAGAAUCCUUUAUUGUUGAGCAUGUUGGCAUUGUCCCCUUUAUUUUUUUUUCUCUUUUGGGGACAUAUGAAGCAAGUUAUUCUUUUUCUGUAUCUUUUUUUCUUUUGUAAACUUUUUUUGUUUUGUUUUGUUUAAAAAUGGCUUUAUAAAAGGGCUUUUGUAACCCA